UUGUGUCUUUCUUUUCAUUUGGUCAGCAGAUUUCAAAGGGGUUGGACAUGAUUCGAAAUUUCUUGGACAUUUGAAUAUGUGGAUUAGGAGUACCCAUGAAAUCACUGAAGAUACUCCCUUUGGAUUUUACAGUAUUAACAUGAAAUAUGCCAUCAAUAGAGAGGCAGACCGUGAAGAAACAUUAAGAACCUUCAAAGAAAUCCAGGCGAGUGCAAUGACGGAGUAUCUGAAGAUAUUUAAUGACCCAAUACAUGGUCAUAUUGAGUUACAUCCCUUGUGUGUCAAGAUAAUCGACACACCAGAGUUCCAGAGACUACGACAUAUCAAGCAACUUGGGGCUUGCUACUUUGUUUAUCCAGGGGCUGCACACAACAGAUUUGAGCACUGCUUAGGAGUUUGUCACUUAGCAGGAGAACUGGUCCGAGCCAUCAACAGCAGACAACCACAAUAUUGUAUCACCAGUACUGACAUUCUUUGUGUGGAAAUUGCUGGCCUCUGUCAUGAUCUUGGUCAUGGACCAUUUUCUCACAUGUUUGACGGAAAGUUCAUCCCACAGGCAUUGCCUGAAUUGGAUUGGGAGCAUGAACAAGCCUCAGUCGACAUGUUUGAUCAUCUGGUGAAGAAGAAUGACCUUGUGUCAGCAUUUGAAGAGUAUGGCCUCACUGAAAAAGAUCGUAUUUUCAUCAAAGAGCAGAUAAAAAGGCCAUCAAAAGAUCAGCAACAAGAGAGUCACAAUGAUUGGUCAUGUAAGGGACGUGACAGGAGCAAAAGUUUUCUAUACGAGGUUGUAGCUAACAAACGAAAUGGUAUAGAUGUGGAUAAGUGGGAUUAUUUUGCCAGGGACUGUCACAACCUCGGCAUCAGUAACAAUUUUGAUCACUUGAGAUUCAUCAAGUUUGCGAGAGUUCUGAAAGUUGAUGACGAACUUCAGAUCUGUUCCAGAGACAAGGAAGUCCAGACACUAUAUGACAUGUUCAAUACACGUGUUACACUACAUAAACGAGCAUACCAGCAUAGAGUGAAUGUCAUCAUUGAAUGCAUGAUCACAGAGGCAUUCUUGAAGGCUGACAAACUCAUCAAAUUUCAAGGGACAGGAGGGAAAAUGUUGACUAUGUCUGAGUCCAUACAUGACAUGGAAGCAUAUUCUAAAUUGAAUGACUGUGUGUUUGACCGUAUCCUGAAUUCUAGAGAUCCGGGGCUGAAGGAAGCUCGUGACAUCCUCAGAAAGAUUCUUCAGCGCAAGUUUUACAAAUGGGUUGGGCAGACCAAACCCAAAAAUAAGGUCUACGAAAAGUCAGAUAAUGAGAGGAUCAAAGCUGAAAUAGUGGCAAAUGGAGAGGAAGAAGACAGACAGGCAUUGAAAGACAAUCUCAUUGUGGAGAUUAUUAGCAUGAAUUACGGCAUGAAGGACUUAAAUCCCAUCGACCAUGUUAGGUUUUACAACAAGAGUAAGCCUGAAAUAGCUAUGAUGAUACGAAAGGAGGAGGUAUCCCGUAUGACUCCCAGUGAGUUCACAGACCAGAGUGUGUAUCUGUUUACAAGGAGGGAUGAUCCUGAAUUCUAUCAAAAAGCUCUUGACACUUUCAAAAAAUGGUGUGAGGGCAAAAAGUUCUCUCAACCACGGGGUGGUAGCUUCACAAGUGUUACGAUGACUCCGCACAAGAGGCAAAAUCCAGACACAGAGGAAAAGCACAUGAGCAAAAGAAAAAGGGAGGAUACCAAGAGAGAUCUGUGUAAUCAAUAUGGAAACAAAUAAUGAAGGAAUUCUCAGAUUCAAUCUCCUACUCUCUUGAUGGAAAAACAUAUGAUGGAGUCAGAGACAUCCUGAAGUAUCAAGUCUCCUUCAGGAAAUAGAUAUGAUGAUUUAGGAUUUAAUAAUUGUUGUCCUUGCAGACUUUCUGUUAAAGAUUCAUAAAUCUAUAUAUCUGUAUUUUGGUAUUUGUUACUUAAGACCUCAUUGUUUGUUCUUCUAAGUACUGUAUAAAUGUGUUUUUCACAGUACUUGCUACACUUUGAAAGUCAACAUGCUAACUUGUGUCUAUGCUUCAAUAUACUAUUGCUAUGGAUAGAAGACCACUCUUCAAUUGUUCAUGUAUUUUCACUAUAGCAUUUGAUACUCACUGGAUGUCAUCUGUCUCAUGUUGUUGUUUUCAAUGUAUGUAGACUGGCUAAUCUUUUGUUUCAUUUGAUACUCACUGGAUGUCAUCUGUCUCAUGUUGUUGUUUUCAAUGUAUGUAGACUGGCUAAUCUUUUGUUUCGUUUGAUACUCACUGGAUGUCAUCUGUCUCAUGUUGUUGUUUUCAAUGUAUGUAGACUGGCUAAUCUUUUGUUUCAUUUGAUACUCACUGGAUGUCAUCUGUCUCAUGUUGUUGUUUUCAAUGUAUGUAGACUGGCUAAUCUUUUGUUUUGACUUUUAUUGCUUCUUGAAUGGAAAUGUUGUUUUCUUCUCUUUAGGACGUCAAGAAGCAUUUGCCUGGAUCACCAUUUAAUAUAGAGUGCUAAUUCUAUUGUAUUAAGUUUGAGAAAUUCCACCUUUGAUUCAGUUACUUAAGUAUAAACCAAAACAAUUUUAAUAGCUGUAUCCAAAAGAUCUAGUUGAGAAAUAAUUCUUGAUGUGGAUGUGCUAAAGGCAUUGUGGAAUAAAGCUUGUGACUUUUUAUAAUCACUUGAUUAAAACCAUGAAUGUCCUGGACAAUUUCAUACUGCCAGUAAGUUGACCAUAGUUUGUGUGGUAAUAUUUAGCCAAUCAGAAUGUCCUGGACAAUUUCAUACUGCCAGUAAGUUGACCAUAGUUUGUGUGGUAAUAUUUAGCCAAUCAGAAUGUCCUGGACAAUUUCAUACUGCCAGUAAGUUGACCAUAGUUUGUGUGGUAAUAUUUAGCCAAUCAGAAUGUCCUGGACAAUUUCAUACUGCCAGUAAGUUGACCAUAGUUUGUGUGGUAAUAUUUAGCCAAUCAGAAUGUCCUGGACAAUUUCAUACUGCCAGUAAGUUGACCAUAGUUUGUGUGGUAAUAUUUAGCCAAUCAGAAUGUCCUGGACAAUUUCAUACUGCCAGUAAGUUGACCAUAGUUUGUGUGGUAAUAUUUAGCCAAUCAGUGUUAUUAUAAACAUAUUUUAUUUUAACUUUUGAUGUUUUAUCCAUGUUUUCCAUUCAUUGAUUUCUAACUUAGAAAAAUUUCCAAUGAUUUUAACAUAUUUUACUUUUUAAAAACUUUCUUGACCACAUAUAAACUGGUCGUUUUAAAAGUACUUAAGUGUUGAUGUGUGUAUAGUUUCUACAAUGUUAUUGGUAUGCUAUAUGUUUGUACAUGUUUCUGUAUGUUUGCUACAGUGUAGCCAUGUAAUAUUUUAUAUUUACAAAUCUGGGAGUGCUUUUAACAUGAAUUUUAUUGAUUAUACUCAAGUGCCAAUCAUCUAGCUUGAAAUCCAUUUUUGUUGAUAUUCUAAUGAAUGACCUUCUCAAUACCAUCAUCAAAUAGGGCCAUUUUAUACAGAUACCGAUAGGUGUUUUAUGGUAGAGGUUUAAUAUGGUAUCUAUGUGUAUGUAACUCAGUAAUAGCAAAAUUUAAAGGGCUGGAAGUCAUCACACCCUUUUAUCGUCAAAAAUAUAUGUUAUCUGUUAGCAUCUGUGAUCCAUAGGAAUUCGAGAAUCACAUCAUAUUAUCUCAUUAGUUGGAUAAUAUUGUAUUAGAAUGAAUUUUCUGUAUAUUACACAGUUGGAAAAUUGUCACAUUUAGGUUAGUAUUAUCCCAAUGGUUGUCAAUGUACGUUAGCACCUUUCUACCGGUAACUUGGUCUCCUUGUUAUGCCUUAAAUAUAUUUUAUCUUAAUAAAGUUUCUGCUUUCAAA
Ylistrum balloti is the source of this 3848-nucleotide messenger RNA. Its product is annotated as deoxynucleoside triphosphate triphosphohydrolase SAMHD1-like. The record is from RefSeq and is a predicted model, not a curated record. Lineage: Eukaryota; Metazoa; Mollusca; Bivalvia; Pectinida; Pectinidae. The transcript has 15 exons. Gene Ontology annotation, biological process: dGTP catabolic process. Gene Ontology annotation, cellular component: nucleus. Gene Ontology annotation, molecular function: dGTPase activity. Bases 77 to 1756 code for a protein of 559 amino acids.